UCUCAGUUGCGUUCGAAUCAUCAAAUCGGAAGGAGCUUUCGCUAAACCGGUUGAGAAUAUCUCGAAGAUUUCGUCUCGAUUGGUACAGACGCACGUUGUAAGGAUAUUUAUUUUGUAAACAAGUUUCUAAUGUAAUGGUGUACAUUUGAAAUAAAGUCUUUUUAGAUUUUCUCGUGGAUUUAGACUGUUUUUGGUGGUGUUAUGAUGGCAAACUAUGGUGUUUCGGUCAAAAGAAGUGCUAGUGAUUUGGAAGAACAGAAUUUGAUGCUGUACAGAAAAAAGACUGAAGUAAGAAAUGACAUAGACAAAGAGCCUAAAGACUUAACAAAUAGGAAUAUGUUUCCCAGUGCCCAAAUCAAAAUGAGGCUUAUGUCACCAAGUACAUCACCUGCCACUUCCCCGACAAUGUCUAACUCUUCAUCACCAACCCCACCAGCUGUCAGCUACAAUAAAAUUACGGGAAUACCUUGUGUAGCUGCUGCUUCUAGAUAUACAGCCCCUGUUCAUAUAGAUGUGGGUGGUACCAUCUAUACCUCGUCACUGGAAACACUUACCAAAUAUCCAGAAUCGCGGUUAGCAAAACUUUUUAAUGGCAGCAUCCCCAUAGUUUUGGACUCGCUGAAGCAGCAUUAUUUCAUCGAUAGGGACGGUGGAAUGUUUAGGCAUAUUUUAAAUUUUAUGCGAAAUUCCAGGCUUCUCAUCCCAGAUAAUUUCCAGGACCUAGAUCUAUUAUUGGAGGAAGCCAAAUAUUUUGAUAUAACACCUAUGGUAAGACACUUGGAACAGCUCAAAAAAGAAAGGUUAAAAAACGGCUUGGUGUCCCACAAGCCCCAACCGGUUGGAGAUGACCCUGGACAAUAUCCAAAAACCGGUGAGAAUCACCGACUGGGCCAAGAAAUGUAUGAGUGCGUAGCAUUGCACGUGAGUCCGGAUCUGGGGGAACGCAUAAUGCUCUCCGGUGGCAGAUCGCUUCUCGAUGAGGUUUUUCCCGAAACCAACCAGGCGGUGAUGGACGCUAGGUCCGGAGUGGCUUGGAAUCAGCAAGAUGCUCACCAUGUUAUUAGGUUUCCUUUAAAUGGUUAUUGCAAACUAAACUCAAUGCAAGUGAUAACGAGGCUGCUGAACGCAGGCUUUAAGAUAGCAGCCAGUAAUGGCGGAGGAGUGGAAGGACAGCAAUUUUCUGAGUACCUGUUCAUCAGAAGAGUACUCCCGGGCUGACAACCUCUAGGAAGGAACUCUGACAAUCAGGAUGAGAAGCACAACAAAAUUUUUUAUUUUCGUUAAAAAAUAGAUCGGAUUGUAUAUUUUGACAGAGAAAUCUUUGCGUUGUGGUGUUUGUACAGGGUGUUCUGUUAAUGUAUAUUAAUAAUUUACCAGAAGAAUGCUUGGUAGCUACAUUGGGAUCAGUUUAAUAGUUUGCAUAAUACUUUUGCAAUCCAAGGUCCGAAAAAAUAUUGCAAAUUUGGAAAAUGAUGCUGGGACAAAAAAAGUCAGUCUGGCAAUUUAAAUAGUUAUAAAUCGGUCAACUAGGAGACCCUAGGGAAUUUUUUAAAGAUAGGCAGUGGGGGUGUCCCCUCGGCAGGCCGAGCAAAAACUGAAUCGGCUAUCCUCUUAUCCGAUUUUGAUAUUUUUUAGAUUUAGAAAAAAAAAACAAGAAAAAAAUGUUAAUUGAAAAUUGAAAAAGUCUACUUUUUACUUAAAACUUGUACAGUUGUUUAAAAAAUUUCCUAAGCUCUUCUAUUCAACAUUAUUUCAAUGAUUCAAAUUGUAUUUGAAACCUUAAAUGUCUUUUUAUAUGUGAAUACAUUUUCAAGUAUUUGAAACUUUUUUUGUUGGCUCUGCAUAAUUUUGAAAAUUAUUAAAAUUUGUGAAAAUGAAAAUAAUUUUUUUUUCAAAAAUUUAGUAUUGCAAAAACUACUUUUUCUCAAAUAAAGCAAUUUUUUCUAAUAGUUCCAAUUAAAUUUUAUUUUUGACCAAGCAUUUUCCUGAAAAAUCAUUCACUAAAUGUUAAUCAAUCACCCUGUAUGGUUUUAAUAUUGCUUUAAAUAUUAACAUACAAAAAAAUUAUUUAUUUUCCUUAUUUUUAUUAUUAAAUAAUGGUGUAACUGUUCACUGUCUUAAGCUGGGAUCCGAUGGAGUGUGAUGUGGCACGCUUCACAAGUUUACGUCGGCAAAGAGAAGUGCAAAAUAUUCAGGGUGUCCAGAAAUUCUACCGACAAACGAAGACAGGAGAUUCCUCAAAUGUCCUCAAUUCCGAAAAUGCUUCCUGAGGGAGCUAGAGUUAUUUGAAGAUUCAGUCUUAUUGAAGAAGAUUCAGAUUCAGAAGAAGCGUCUUAUAAUUAGUUUUUCUUAAAUACAAUACAACCUGCCACGCCGUCCGGAUCUACCGAAAUCUACCGAGAAAGGCAGUCCUGCUGUUGGACAACGCACGAAAACACCCUCUCAUCCCGACACAAUAGGACUAAAACAUGGCAAAAUAAUGUAUUGUAGGAUCUAUAAAACGUGUCUAUCGACGAAAGUUAUUGACGGCGUUGAUUACUGGAAUGUAUGAAUGAGAAAAUGUUAAAGAUAUAUAACAAAAGUGUUCUUGAUAUCCGGAUUUUUUUCAUAUCCGGAUCGGUCUGUCGUCACAUUGAUCCGGAUAUGGCAGGUUUUACUAUACCUCCAGAACGAUUCUAUUUAGAAAAACGAAAAUUGGUAUGCAUGUUUAUCUUCCAGAGAUAAAGAGUAAAUCCAGAGAGUUUUGGGUAGGGCAACGGUUAUUUUAUAUCAUAACUUUUUUUAUAUAAUUUUUAAGCAUUUUGACUCUGAAUUAUUAAUCUGUAAGGUAUGCUCGUACUAAAAGGUACUCUUGCUUUAAGUCGAUAGGAUAUACCGUUUUCUAGAAAAAUCGAUUUGAAAUUUAUUUUGUGAAUUAAAAAAAAUAAAAAAAAACUAUUUAGAAAAACGAAAACUGGUACGUUUAUUUAUAUUCCAGAGAUGAAUCGCGUUCUUUAAUUGCGAAUUUUUAUUACCGGCCGUAUGCGUCCGUUUUUGGUAGGUCAACGGAUAUUUUAUCGCAUAAUUUUUUGUUUUUAAUAUUUAAACAUUUUUGACACUAGAUUAUUAAAUUAUGUGGUAUCGUAGUACCAAAAGUUACUCUUGCUUUAAGUUGGUGAAAUACAUCGUUUUUUUUUUGAAAAAUUUUUUCAUUUUUUUUUCAAAUUUAAAAACGAAAAAUGUUAAUUUUGAUUUUUCUAGAAAACGGUGUGUCCUACCCACGUAAAGUAAGAGUAUCUUUUAGUACAAGAUUACCAACCUCUGAAUUUAAUAAUCUAGGCAGCGGUUCUCAAUCUGUGGUACAUGUACCACCGGUGGUACAUAUCAUUAUUUACGGUGGUACACAAAACACACAAAAACUUAAAAUAGUAGUUACAUAGUAAGUCUUGAUUAUACAAUCUAAAAAUAUAGAAAUAUAAUAAAAGAAACUUUAGAUGGUACAUGACUCAAAAAGAUUGAGAACCGCUGAUCUAGAGUCAAGAAUGCUUAAAAGUUAAAGACAAAAAAGUUAUGUUAUAAAAUAACCAUAGCUUUACCCAAAACGGACGCCUAUGACCGUUACUAUAAAUUCCCAAUGAAUGGAAUCGAUUUACCUCUGGAAGACAAAUAUGUGUAUACAUUUUCGUUUUCCUAUCUAGAACCGUUCUGGAGGCAUUUAAAGAAAAACUAAUUACAAUACGCCAUCUUCAAAGAGCUCUAGCUCCCUUAGGAAGCAUAUUCGGACUAGGUGAAUUGGGUUAAAUUGUCUUAAAAUUGUGUGAGGAACGUUCUGUCUUUGUUUGUCGGUAAAGUUUCUGGACACCCUAUAUAAUAAUGAAAAGAAAAGGGAGCACGGUUGGUACCCCACAUUCCUGUGAAAUUAAUAAAUAUUUACUUUUUAAUAAAUUAGGUCGGAUCAUUUCGAUGGAACGUAUCUACUCGAGUAUCGUGGGUACACCACCAAUGUUGGUGGUAGAAAUUUUAGAAAGUUGGUUAAUUAAUACAAUAAUAAAAAUUUCAACACAAGGUGGUUAGACCAUUCUAUAGUAAAAUUACCACGGCACUGACCGUACCAGUGCCUAGCUGAGGACUUAAAGAGGGUAUCAGCUUCUGACUUCCGUUGAACCGAUCAUUUAGCGACAAACGACGGGAGAGCUCACGCCACUCCGCACCGACCAUAAAUAGAGAGUUUGGUCCUAGCUCAAGGAUCGUAAAUCACAAAUUCUGAGGGAAAUAACGCUAUUUCACGUUGCAAUGAUUCCGAUCUUCGGAUUUUAUCAUUUUGUAUUUCAUAUUUUCUCGAGGCGUGCCAAGCCACGUGCCGUUGGAUACCAGCUUUAAAUUUGUACUGAAUAUUUAUUGAGUUGUUUCAGAAAACAAUAAUUAUUGUUGGUAUUCUUUUAUUCUUGUACAUAUGAUUAAUAUUGGUACUUGAGCAUUUUUAUUGAUCUCAAACAUAGAUCGUAUUGGCUGUGAUCCAACGAAAGUUCUCGAGUUGGGUCGACCACUUCAUUGUUGUAAUAUAUUACUUAUAUGCUGUAUUUAAUAAAGUAUUAUUUAAAAAAAAA
Messenger RNA from Diabrotica virgifera virgifera (western corn rootworm), 4586 nucleotides. It is a transcript of the gene twz, whose product is annotated as BTB/POZ domain-containing protein Tiwaz. The record is from RefSeq and is a predicted model, not a curated record. Lineage: Eukaryota; Metazoa; Arthropoda; Insecta; Coleoptera; Chrysomelidae. Gene Ontology annotation, molecular function: protein binding. The transcript has 6 exons. The coding region runs from base 202 to 1218 and encodes 338 amino acids. Gene Ontology annotation, biological process: protein homooligomerization.